UUGGUUAAUUUGGUCACGUGCUAAUGUUGUUGAUUUUUACAGGUCACAUGUAGGUUAGAAAACAACUUUCUACAGAGAUUAAGACUAUGACAAUUAUUUGCUGCGGAUCGAUGCCAUGAGAGUUUGUACAUAAAAUCAACGGUUUCAUUUGAUCUGUAUUCGUCUUGAAGGCUUCCUCUGAACUUGGUGUGGUCGGUCAGCAUUUUGAGUUUGAAAGAUGGCGGAGAAAUCGGCCUCGUCCCAAAAUGCACAAGUCAAGAUUGGUCAUUACAUCUUGGGGGACACCUUAGGGAUUGGGACCUUUGGCAAAGUUAAAAUUGCCACACAUCAGUUGACCAACCACAAAGUAGCUGUGAAAAUUCUGAAUCGACAGAAGAUAAAGAGUCUGGAUGUUGUUGGGAAAAUCAAGAGAGAGAUCCAGAAUCUCAAGCUUUUUCGUCACCCACACAUCAUCAAAUUGUAUCAGGUGAUUAGCACCCCUACAGACAUCUUCAUGGUGAUGGAGUAUGUGGCAGGAGGCGAACUGUUUGAUUACAUCGUUAAACACGGCAAGCUGAAGGAGCCUGAAGCCAGGCGGUUCUUCCAACAGAUUAUUUCUGGAGUGGAUUACUGUCAUCGCCACAUGGUUGUGCACAGAGAUCUUAAACCAGAAAACCUUCUCCUUGAUAUCAAUCUUAAUGUUAAAAUUGCCGACUUUGGACUUUCCAACAUGAUGCAUGAUGGGGAAUUUCUACGAACUAGCUGUGGAUCGCCAAACUAUGCAGCCCCUGAGGUGAUUUCUGGAAAACUAUACGCUGGACCAGAAGUGGACAUCUGGAGCUGUGGAGUCAUUCUGUACGCCCUGCUGUGUGGGACGCUCCCCUUUGAUGAUGAACAUGUGCCAACUUUAUUCCGAAAAAUUAAAUCUGGGAUUUUUGCCGUCCCGGAUUACUUAAACAAGGAGGUAGUCAGUCUCCUGUGUUUAAUGUUGCAAGUUGAUCCCCUCAAACGGGCCAGCAUCACUCAGAUCAGGGAGCACGAUUGGUUCCAGAAGGAACUGCCAGGAUAUCUGUUUCCUUCACCUCAGGACCAGGAUGCAUCCAUCGUGGAAAUGGAUGUUAUACGAGAAAUAUGUGAGAAAUUUGGGGUAACUGAAUAUGAGGUACAACGGGCAUUACUCAGCAAUGAUCCUCAUGAUCAGUUAAACAUCGCCUAUCACCUGAUUGUGGACAAUCGGAGACUAGCUGGUGAAGGUGACCUUGGAGAGUCUGCCACUGGUACAUAUGUGGAGCUACAAGAGUUUUACCUGGCAUCCAGUCCUCCACCAGACUCCUUCCUACUGGCAAAGCAGUCGCAUAUACUGGGCACACCAACGCCCCAGGAACAUGCCACUAGUCCAAUGAGACCUCACCCAGAAAGAAUGCCAGAACUGAAGAAUACAACUCAUACCCUAGAGCCCUUGUCCAACGCCAAACAGCUGGGGGCCCUGUCAAAGAAGGCAAAGUGGCAUCUAGGUAUUAGAUCUCAAAGUAAACCACUUGAUAUUAUGCAUGAAGUAUUCCGAGCCAUGAAAACUCUAGACUAUGAAUGGAAGAUUGUGACUCCUUACCAUGUUCGUGUUAGAAGAAAGAAUCCUGUGACUGGACGAUAUUCCAAGAUGAGCCUACAGCUGUAUCAGGUGGACCAGAAGAGCUACCUGUUAGACUUUAAAUCUCUGUCUAACGUUGAUAUCCAUGAGUCCAUGUCCUCCUCCUCGUCUGUUGAGUCGGCUCGAAUGCCUCAUUCCCCUCCCUCAUCCUGCUCUGAUCUCGAUCCUGCCUCUGACACCGUGUUGUUAAUGCCUGAUCCAUCAGCAUCGGAAGCACAAGUUAUCAGUAACCAUGAGUCUUCGACCAGUGAGAGUUUAGCUAGUAUUCUAGAUGAGAAGAUGGACAUCGACGAUGAACAACCCAGACAACAUCAAACUUUGGAAUUCUUUGAAAUGUGUGCAAGCCUGAUCACCACUUUGGCCCGAUAGAGGACAACGGGGUCAUUUAGAGGUCAUCUUACCACUCUGGCCCAUUAGAAAACUGCAUCACUUACGGGUUUCAACGAACUCAGCAGUCCUACACCAAAGUUUUAAGGAUUUAUAUAUAAUUUCAUUCUACAUGUAAAAUUGUAAUACUUUUGAACUGAACCAUCCAUAAUUUUUUUUUUUUAACACUGUUUAAGUCUUGUAGCGAUAUCAUUAGAAGAGUCAAUGAGAUUCUGUGCAAUAUGUGAUGAAUGGAACAUACCAAACUUUGUCAGGCAUGGCAUUUGUUAUCGUCAGUGAAUGGUGAUUUAGAUUUUAUAUUUAAGAAAUUUUUGCUGCAUGUGUUAUGAUCAUUGUCCAGUGAUUGUCAUGGAAACAAGUUGUCUGUGAUAAAACUGUAUGUGUUGUGUGUGUGGGAAAGUUUCCUGUGAUGCUGAUCAGACUUACCUGGUCCAUAGCAAACAUGUAUUGCUGUAUGUCACUUUUAUUUUGUGAGACGUUAAAGCAAUACAAGCUGUAACUGAUGGUAUUUUUCAACUGCAUGUAUAUACAAUUAUGCACCAUUUGACACCCAUCGGUUUAACUUAUAAAAUUUCUAAGAUCUGAAGAAAAAUUCAACAAAAUAAACAAGGAAAUAUUGUUUGAGACCAUACCUACAACAAGUGUUGCAUAUAAACCGCCAUUGUGUCGUAUACACUAGACAUGGGAAAGAUGAUUGCCAAACAUUGAAUGAAUUACUUAUCAUCAGUAUUAUAAGUGUAAGAAAGUAAUUAAAUUACACAAAUGUGCCACUCAAAUGAAAUUUUAUGAAUGAAUUUGUUAUAAAUUUGGCAUAUUAAAUUGUUUACAAAUCUGACACUUGCGCAGUGCCUCUCUUUCACACUUUUCUGAACUGGUGACCUUCAAUUUGAGGUCAAUGCACAUCGAUGAUUACAAGCAGGAAUUACUGACAGGAUGACAAUGAAUCAAUAUUUUCUGCCAAUUUAAAGGGUUUAUUGCCUCAGAUUCACUCUGAUUCUAUGAAAUUAUAUGUAUUCAAUUACAAAUAUGAUAUUAUAUUUGUUCUUUUAUUUUUCAGUUUUAUUUACCAUCUGUUACCGCAUGUAUUACUUUAAUUUUGCUCGGAUACAAUGAUGUAUUUAUUCACAAGACACAACUUUCGUGAAUCGUUAGUUAUUGCUGAAGUUUUCUAUAUUGAAGAGUUUAUUAGCAAGAACUUUAUUUUCGUGAAUGAUUAGUCUCAUGAAAUUACGCAUUUAAAUGAUGUUCUUGUGGAUAAAAUGCGAUUCACAGUAUUUAAAUCUGAAUGUAUUGGAUCAGGUUUACCUGAUGAUUAACAAGGUUUUUUCAAUGCAUCGUUUAAUUACAAACUAAUUAAUUCAUACUCUUUCAUAUUUUGUUUCCUCAAGAACACUUUACGUCUGGUAUAAUGAUCAAGACUGACCCUGAUUUGGAUGAUAGUGUGCUUACUUAUUGGAAAUGGCAAUUAGAUAAAUUUGUUGUAUAUUGGCGAGAGAAAAGAUUAGUUCUCAUUUAUACGUGUGCUAGCAUAUAUGUAAUUAUCUGUUUUGUAGUAUUUAAGGAAAUUUUAAGAACUUAGAGAAAAUAACAAUGAUUGUCAUAUACUCUAUUCCUACUGCUUGUUUAAUACUUCUCUACCUUCCUUUCAUUUCUGCACAAAAGAUUUAUUUUAUGACUGUAAAAUGGACUUAUGUACUCUGUAACUGUAACCAAGGUUACGAAAUCACUUAAAUCAUGUAAAAUUAGACUAUAGAUAUGUAUAUUAAUUAUGUAUUUGCUUGACACCAUGUUCAGUUUAGUGGAGGUGACAAACAAUCGAUUAUACGUACACCGUGUUUCGGAUCCUUGUUCCCUGCAGUAGACACCAGGGAGGAGUUUGUGUGAGUCGUGUUUCUCUGGCAGCUGAAUUCCACCUCGGUUAUCUGAGUCUGGGCCUGCCCGCCGGCAGCUAGGUUUUGUAAAUACAACUUUGAUGAUAGAAUUGCGAGAAAGGGCACUUGCUAAGGAUCAGCUGAUUAAUACUGACAUUUUGUACCUUCUUGACAGAAAAGUUCUCAUUCCAGUCACGUGAAAUGUUGAAUUUGAUUAGGAUGUUUUCGAUGUUCCUACUAAGUUUUAUGAUAAAUUGAUUUCUUUUCAAAUUGUGAUGUAUGGCUCCAGUAAAACAUCAGUAAUUGACAGGUACCGGAUCCGUCUGUGACUGUUCAGUAUCAGUAAAUUAUCACAGCUUUAAUCGUUAGAAUUAAUUUCAAUCUGUAAGUGCUUGUGCUUGCUAGCUUUAUUCAACACACCCACAUAAUUGUUUAUGACUUGUUUUGUAUGCUCCAAGAAUUUGAACAUUGACUUUUUGAAAAUGUAAUUGCCUUUUUUUUAUGUGCCAAUCUAAUUAAAAUUUGGUCUUGAGAUCUGCUCAAAGUAUUCCUUUUGUGUAGCAAAAGAUCAGAUUUUGAUUUGAUGUCGAUUGAGGUUGGCUACUGGGGGUGAUCUGUUAUCAAACUAUUUUCUGUUUAUUGUCACACCCCCUUGAUUGUAGUAACGGAGGCUAAUCAUGAUGUCUAGACUCUGUUCUGUGUAGACUGGCUAUUCUGUGCACAUGAUUGGUCUCUUGUUUUAAAUAGGGCUGGGGUUUUUGUUAUCUGUUGUAAAUUUCAAUACGUUGGUUCAAUUGUACAUUAUAUUUAGAAUAAAGGUUCUCUUAAAAAUAA
This is a messenger RNA of Ostrea edulis (European flat oyster), 4719 nucleotides long. RefSeq names its product 5'-AMP-activated protein kinase catalytic subunit alpha-2-like. The transcript has 23 exons. NCBI's taxonomy places the organism in Eukaryota, Metazoa, Mollusca, Bivalvia, Ostreida, Ostreidae. Gene Ontology annotation, cellular component: cytoplasm. Gene Ontology annotation, molecular function: protein serine/threonine kinase activity; ATP binding. The record is from RefSeq and is a predicted model, not a curated record. The coding region runs from base 218 to 1996 and encodes 592 amino acids. Gene Ontology annotation, biological process: protein phosphorylation; intracellular signal transduction.